AUGUAUAAAAUGGAGUAUUCUUACCUAAAUUCCUCUGCCUACGAGUCAUGUAUGGCCGGGAUGGACACGACGAGCUUGGCAUCGGCCUAUGCGGACUUCAGCUCGUGCAGUCAAGCCAGUGGGUUUCAGUACAAUCCCAUCAGGACCACUUUCGGGGCCACCUCCGGCUGUCCGUCCCUCACGCCGGGGUCCUGCAGCCUGGGGACCCUGCGGGACCACCAGAGCAGCCCGUACGCCGCAGUUCCCUACAAACUGUUCACGGAUCACGGCGGACUGAACGAGAAGAGGAAGCAGAGGCGCAUCCGGACCACGUUCACCAGCGCCCAGCUGAAGGAGCUCGAGCGGGUUUUUGCUGAAACGCACUACCCGGAUAUCUACACCCGAGAGGAGCUGGCACUCAAAAUCGAUCUGACUGAAGCCAGAGUGCAGGUGUGGUUCCAAAACCGGCGUGCCAAAUUUCGCAAGCAGGAGCGCGCAGCUGCAGCGGCCGCAGCGGCUGCCAAGUCCAACUCUGGAAAGAAGUCCGACUCCAGAGACGAAGACAGCAAAGACACCAAAUCUACCGACCCCGACAGCACGGGAGGACCGGGCCCGAACCCCGUGCCCACUUCCAACUGCGGCGGACCGAGCCCCACCGGCGGCCAGGUCAACACCACCGGGAGCGGACAGGUGGACCAGGUGAAGACCUCCGUGUCCACCGGCAUGGGGGUGACAGCACCGAGCCAAGGCUGGGCCACCGCCCCGGGGACCAUCACCUCUAUCCCGGACUCAUUGGGCGGGCCGUUCGCCAGCGUACUGUCGUCUUUGCAAAGACAGAACGGAGCCAAAGCUACGUUAGUAAAGACCAGCAUGUUCUAA
This is a messenger RNA of Plectropomus leopardus (leopard coralgrouper), 858 nucleotides long. RefSeq names its product paired like homeobox 2Bb (gene phox2bb). Gene Ontology annotation, molecular function: DNA-binding transcription factor activity, RNA polymerase II-specific; RNA polymerase II transcription regulatory region sequence-specific DNA binding. NCBI's taxonomy places the organism in Eukaryota, Metazoa, Chordata, Actinopteri, Perciformes, Serranidae. The record is from RefSeq and is a predicted model, not a curated record. Gene Ontology annotation, biological process: regulation of transcription by RNA polymerase II; enteric nervous system development.